GUCAACGGUUACGUAACAUGCAUGUUGCAUAACAGCCACUGCAAUAGAAAAAAAAGUAACAGUUAUUUUCCACUGUAAUCGAUUCCCCACUCAAUAUUAAAUAGCAAAUUUCUGAGUAUUUGAAUGGAAUGUGAACGAACAGCUGGCAAAGGUGUAAACAAACUCCCCACCCCCCGCUCUGAGAGAGCAAGCUGCUCUCUCCGACUUUCGCUCUUUCAUCAGCUGUGCUGGUUACCCUCGCCUGAGUUGCACACUGUGUCCUUUUUCCAUAUCAACCCCCAGAUGUGCGAGCCAUAUGCAAACAUGGGGUUGGGCGCAGGACUUGUGGUGUGUUCGUUGAGCUCACGAAGUUUUAUCGAAUUUUUCGGGACUGCCGUGCAGGAAUUGAGCCUGCAGCUGCGUCCUUUGCCACACGGCUCCAGUUAAUCGUUAUUAUUAUUGCUAGCCAGCCAGGAGCAAUGCACGCGGAAUUAUAUCGCACACGCAAACGCUGGUACGAGUCCGCCUGGCCAGGAGCGAGCUUCUGGCGCGGCGCUAGCGACUCAUUGCCGCUAACCAACUAUAUAACCUAUCCGGCGGUGAGUCUCCGACAAUGGUCUGUCUGUCAGUUUCUUGACCCACUUGCUAUUUUUGUUGAGCAGCCAGCAGCCAUUUAAAGCCAAAACGCAAUAGCUGCGUUUAAGGGGUCAGCCCCUGAAAGUGUCUACUGCUUGCCUUGGACUUUGGAUACGCCUGGAUCUUUUCUU
Molecule: messenger RNA, 746 nt
Organism: Drosophila grimshawi
Lineage: Eukaryota; Metazoa; Arthropoda; Insecta; Diptera; Drosophilidae
Product: protein fem-1 homolog B-like
Exons: 2
Coding region: 459-656 (65 amino acids)
Source: RefSeq, a predicted model, not a curated record